Molecule: messenger RNA, 1179 nt
Organism: Protomyces lactucae-debilis
Lineage: Eukaryota; Fungi; Ascomycota; Taphrinomycetes; Taphrinales; Protomycetaceae
Exons: 1
Coding region: 1-1179 (392 amino acids)
Source: RefSeq, a predicted model, not a curated record
AUGAGCUUCUUCCAGUCCAUCAAGACCCGUUUCAGGCAUGAGAAAAGCAAGCGUCACUCGCAAGGCUUGUUCUCUGCAGGCGGCCUGUUUUCACGCAAAAGAGUGGAUACGGCGUUGUCGUUGGUUCCCUUAACGGAUGCCACCCUUGCCCAGCGAGCAGACAGUCGACCUGCCGCAAAAGCACGACCUGCAUCGUGUCUUGACCCAGAACUACAGCCAGUCAUCAAGGAAGAAGUGCUGAUCACCGUCCAGCCAGCUGAGACGACCAAGCUCGACCCUACUGGGACCCUGACCAAUGAGUCUGGCACGAUGCGUUAUCGUCCGUCGAGUGCAGACAUGUCUGUUAUUCGACGAGCUCCUCCACGCAGCCGUACAGCCAUCAUUGAGUCUUGGCGAGCAGAUUUGGUACCUAAAGGGCAGGAUGGGUCUGUCACGACGACCAUGUCGGAAGAGUGGACGAGUGUGGAUGAGGCCACGGUUGCAUCUGAGCAGUCUUCCGAGAAGGCUGUUUGCUGCACACCGGACAUUGCGUCUGGCAAGGUCAAUCCAACGCCAUGGCCUCAUCCCUUCACUGACGUCCCUCGAGGUCUGCGUCACCCAAGCGUGCGGUUCAAGCACAUUACAACAGUCGACCCAGAUCGCUACACGCGCAAGUACGUCAAAGUAGCACUCGUCCCCCUGACUAGGACAGAAAUCAACAUCUUUCACCAUCUCAAGCAGCAGAUGAUGAUGGAACAAGGACAUAACAUCGACGCUGUCGGACCGCUGACGAAAGGCCGAGUGCUGGCUGCAUUGAAGCACGAGAGCAUGCCAGCACGUCGACCAGCAAGCACCGGUUCAGACAUGUCGUCUCAAGCAAGUCAGAGCUUUUCGAGACAUGCAGGAUUGCGAUUGCUCAAACUUGGAGCUAGUCGAUUCGGCAAUGAUCCAGACGAGACACUGUGGGAUAUGGACCCAUUCACAAGGCAAGUCUUUGUCGUUGAACCAGCUUGGCAGGCUGAAGAAACAACAACAGCUUGCUCAGUCGCAAGCAGGACAACAAUGCGAGCUUCAUGCACUAUUGAUCAGCAAUGGAAAGAAGCACUCGCGAGCAUGACGGAGAAGCGUAAGCGCGCCUCGAUUGGUCAAACAUUGGCGCUAUUCGAACCCGUUAGUACAAUCAGGCUCGUCAAACACUAG